Molecule: messenger RNA, 1261 nt
Organism: Rotaria sp. Silwood1
Lineage: Eukaryota; Metazoa; Rotifera; Eurotatoria; Philodinida; Philodinidae
Source: the annotation of a GenBank genome assembly
UUCCUUUGAAACUCUAAAAACCAGUAUACUACUAACAGCAAAAAAAAUCCUAGGAGGGGGGGCCCAGGAAAAUGCUAAUUUUUUUCGCAAACUCCGAGUGCAAGAUUUUUUUGAUAAAACUCCAUCAUCUGGAUCCCAUGCUCGGAAGUCUAGAUUCAGCAUACUAAAAAAUCCUGGGUACUCCACUGACUCUGAAAUACACUAUGGUUGACUGAUUUUAUGAUGAGCUUUAAGGAAUAUUACAUAAGAUUUUUAAAAACUUAUUUUCCAUUCUUUCUUCCUUGUUAUACAGCAGACAUGUGAGACUAGAUCCUAAUAGAGCCAGAUUUUUGAAUUUCUCCUCCGUUUAAAUACAAAGCUUAGGCCUUUGAUUCUAAAUAGCAAUUUUUUGGGCUACGAAUUUGAGAAAAUUUUUUUGUUAAAGCAAACAAAGGAAAAUUAAAAAAUCGAGCUCUAUUAGGAUCUAGUCCUAAGGGUACUCUAUAAUUUAAAAACCACCCCAACAUGCUUAGCUCGAAUCCUCAUGCUGAAAACCUUCCCUGCGUAAGUUCAUUUGUGAGACGGCUCCUCUUAAGUCCUGCCCUCAUAUAAAAUUCAUUUCCGUCAAAAUUAAAGUUCAAACCAGCAUAGGUUUUUCACAGUGAAUAUGAUUUUUGUUUGUUUUUCAUUGAACACAUCGACUUGUUUUUCGAUGAUUUGUGUCACUUUUUACUACAAAUUUAGACUUUCAUAAAGUUUGAAUGUAUGUAGUCCAAAAUCGAUUUCUGACAAAGGAAAGACUCACUAAAUAGUCAUUUGGGUCUUGAUAAAAAGUUAUUUAGAAAAUCUUAAUUUUAUUUAUAGAAAAACUCUUCUUGCUGCUGAAAAAACUCAUGCUGCUCAUGAUGAAGAAAUUGAAAAAUAUGAAACUGAUUUACGUGAAGUUGAACGAUUACAAAAAGAAUAUGAAGAUAAAUUACAAGAUGAAUCACAAAGUAGUGGUCGUAAUUUAGCACUUGAAGAAAAUCAAAUGAAAGAAUAUCGACGUUUAAAAGAAGAAGCAUCAAAAAAAAUGACACAAUUUUCUGAAGAAUAUGAUUCAAUUGAUCGUCAACAACAAGUUGAUAAAACAAAUCUAGAACAAGAACAACGAAGUCAAAAAGAUCAUAUUGCACGAAUUAAACAAACUGAAUUACGUAUUGAAGAAUUAAAUGGAAAAAUUGAUAAAUUAGCUGGUUAUAUGACUGAUCUUGAACGAGAACUUAGUGAUAAACAAGCAAGU